Symbiodinium sp. CCMP2592 is the source of this 249-nucleotide messenger RNA. The record is from the annotation of a GenBank genome assembly. Lineage: Eukaryota; Dinophyceae; Suessiales; Symbiodiniaceae.
AUGCGGGAUGAUGACAUCACCACUACGGUGAGCUGUCCAGUUCGGCGCGUCGGAGCACUUAUUGGCAAAGCAGGAGCCACGAUCAUUCAGCUUCGCAAGGAGACAGGCGCAUCGAUCGAAGUGGAGCGGUCAGAUGGGAAGGAGCCACGAGAGGUCACGAUCUCAGGCUCUGAUUCUGCAGUCAAAGAUGCUGUGCAGCGCUUCUUCAUCAACUCGAACGGUGCACUCGGCUUCAAUGUCGUGAUUUGA